Caenorhabditis remanei is the source of this 732-nucleotide messenger RNA. RefSeq lists its product as uncharacterized. Bases 1 to 732 code for a protein of 243 amino acids. The record is from RefSeq and is a predicted model, not a curated record. Lineage: Eukaryota; Metazoa; Nematoda; Chromadorea; Rhabditida; Rhabditidae. The transcript is spliced from 4 exons.
AUGACCACCAAAACUGUGCUGCUUCUUGUGAUUUCAUUGGGAAUUGCUGCUCUCGUCUUAUCUGCUGAAGGAUUUCCUUCUGCUAAUGUCACUACCACUAUCGAACCGUUACCCAAAGAAGAUUGCGAUAAAUUUGUGAAGGACAUCAAUGAUCAAAAGCGUGCAAUGGUCAAAAAAUUGAAUAUUGCAGAUGGAUAUGAAUUGACGUGGGAUCAGGAACUUGCUAAUGAACUCAGCGAAGUGUUGAGAAAUGGAAGGAUACAUUUGAACGAAAAUAGAACUUUUUUUAUUGGUAUGGAUUCUUUAGACAACUUGUUUGAAGAAUAUGGAAUCCAGUUGGAAGAAGAUGAAGAUGGAAGUGGAUCAUAUCACAACAUCGAUAGCCUUUUGUCUCCAAUUCAUAAAACAAUUGGUUGCGUAGGAUUGAGAUCAAACAACUUUCAAACAGUUUUCCUUGCGGACCCUGACGGGAAUCUCCGUUAUUUCCAAGGAUUCUAUGGAGUUCCCGGAUCAAACUGUGCCACUGGUUAUGCAAAUAAUGAUGGGUUGUGUGCACUGAUUCCUCCGACCACUACUACGGAGAAAACACUCACUCAACCUCCGGCCAAACCAACUUCUGAAGCAAAAGACAAGGAUUCUGUUGGAGUGACUGAUGUGACCUCUGGAUCGUCUACUACUUCCAUUCUGAUUGGCUUUUUGGUCUUUUCCGUUUCAUUCUCUUUUUCGUACUGA